Messenger RNA from Rubroshorea leprosula, 1914 nucleotides. The record is from the annotation of a GenBank genome assembly. NCBI's taxonomy places the organism in Eukaryota, Viridiplantae, Streptophyta, Magnoliopsida, Malvales, Dipterocarpaceae.
CGCUGGAAGCCGCAUAAUCAAGGCUGCAAUCUCCCUAAGCCGAAGCUGAAUUAAAAGGAGCAAGUCGUGAGUUUCUAGUUUGAGUCAUAGCGUUAUUUCGGCCCAAACUCUCAGUUGGAUCGGGCGUGGUGUGGGUUCCUAAACUGGUUGGCAUAUUUUCAGAAAGGAUCCGAGCUCGUUGCAUCAGAAACUGGGAACUGCACAACAACGCAUAAGAACCAGAAAAAGUUACGAGGAAAAAUUAGUUUGGUUUUGAUUCACAUAUUAAAGUCUCCAUGUCAAGGCCUAAAGAUGUCAUGCCUACGCCCGAAUCUGGUUUUACAAGGCACAAGGCCUUGGAGGAAGCCAUUCCCGGUCCCAGCUUUUCAUGCCCACUUCUCAAACUCAACCACGGCGGAGGAAGGAGACCUCUACUCUAAUUUGUUAAGUAAAUGCGCCAAAGCCUCAAACUGGCGCCAUGGAGCAGCCAUUCAUGCUAAGUUUAUUAAAGGGUCGGUUUCAACUUCCCUUUAUCUCCACAAUUAUAUGCUAAAUGUGUAUGUCAAAUGCGGGGACCUUGUUAACGCUCACCAACUGUUCGAUGAAAUGCCCCGCCGGAAUGUUGUCACUUGGUCUGCCAUCAUAGCUGGUUUCGUCCAACAGGGAUUUCAUAAUGAAGCUCUUGCUUUGUUCUGCCGUAUGGUUCGUGAUGGAAUGGUGAAACCUAAUGAGUUCACGUUGGUUAUGCAUGCGCAACUGGUUAAAUCUGGCCAUGGGGAUGAGAAUUGCGUUGGGAAUUCUUUGGUGGAUAUGUACAUGAAGAAUCAGAGACUGGCAGAUGGUUUCAGAGCUUUCCAGGAAAUGCCUCAAAGAGAUGUGUCCUCUUGGACACAAAUGGCCGUUGGCUGCCUGCAGUGUGGGAAACCAGGAAUUGCAUUGGAGGUCAUUGCAGAGAUGAGAAAGACAGGUGUAAAACCCAAUAGGUUUACCCUAGCAACUGCCUUUAAUGCCUGUGCCAUUCUAUCUUCAUGGGAGGAAGGGAAGAAACUCCAUGGCUUGAGAAUUAAACUUGGGACCGAAACUGAUGUCUGUGUGGAUAAUGCACUACUUGAUAUGUAUGCAAAAUGUGGAUCAAUGGAUGCUGCGUGGACUGUUUUCCAAUUGAUGAAUGAUCGUUCUAUUGUUUCAUGGACAACAAUGAUAGUGGGUUGUGCACAGAAUGGGCAAGCAAGGAAAGCUCUCAAGAUUUUUGAUGAGAUGAUACUAGAGGGGAUAGAACCAAAUUAUGUCACCUUCAUUUGUUUGCUUUAUGCAUGCAGCCAAGGAGGGUUUAUUGAUGAGGGAUGGAAAUAUUUCUUCUCCAUGAGCAAUGACCAUGGACUUUUCCCUGGAGAAGAUCACUAUGCAUGCAUGGUAAAUCUACUUGGCCGAGGUGGGCUCAUUAAAGAAGCAGAGGAGUUAAUAUUGGCAAUGCCAUUUAAACCAGGCAUGUUGGUUUGGCAAACCCUGCUUGGUGCUUAUCAACUUCAUGGGGAUAUUCAAACUGGGAAACGAGCUGCAGAGCGUGCAAUGAAUUUGGAUAAAAAGCACCCUUCAAGUUAUGUGUUGCUAUCAAACAUGUUUGCUGGCUUGAACAAUUGGCUUGGCGUUGGAGAUUUAAGAGAGCUAAUGGAGACCAGUGAUGUAAAGAAAAUUCCAGGAUCCAGUUGGAUUGAGGAUCUGAGAUAGAAAAAGAGUGCUUGAUCCAUCCAGUACACUGGAGAUUGCCGUCUAGGGAGAGAUUGCAUAGUCCAUCCGACAUACAUUUGUACCGCUCCCAAACAUGCAAUGAUCUUGUCUGAAGGCGGAGGAAAGGAAACAUGUCAUCCCCAUUUUGGAGUUAUAGCCUUUGAAGGAAAGGAAUGUAACCGUUGAUAACAAACAUAAAAGUCCCAA